Molecule: messenger RNA, 568 nt
Organism: Selaginella moellendorffii
Lineage: Eukaryota; Viridiplantae; Streptophyta; Lycopodiopsida; Selaginellales; Selaginellaceae
Exons: 2
Coding region: 138-512 (124 amino acids)
Cellular component (GO): chloroplast
Source: RefSeq, a predicted model, not a curated record
ACACUUUAUAAUUUCAACAAUCAUAGGCAUUAUAUCCUGCUCUUGGUUCCUAUAGCAAGGAAAACCAGAACCCAUGAAUUGGACUAUUUCUCUAAACUACGAGAGAUUCUCACAAACAAAUCCAAAAACUUAUCCAGAUGUCGAGUGUGGCUCAUUGCUUGCAGAGAGUUUGCUCCUUUGUUCCAGCUCGAGCAAGAUGCAUGGCGAUGAGCAGCAGCAACAAGAGGAGCAAUCUAUUGGAGGAGUACAGCCGAAAGAAGAGGUCAGAAGUUCUCUUGGUGCACACCCAGGAUGAUGUUGUGCUUGUCUAUAAGGGAGUGUCGUCCUCGCUGCUCAAAGCCACGGCCUUGGAUCUCUCGGACUCGGUGCUGGACGAGGAAAACACCACCAUCAAGCACAUUGAUCGCGUCCGUGCUCCCUACAACCCCUCCAAUACUGAAUACAUAUCACAAGAGAUGAGUUGGGAUGAUUUCUUGAAGCUGGCGCAAGAAUCGAGUUUGGAUUGUGCAUGAGAAAAAAAAUGUUUCCAGUGAUCUUUGGAAGAACUUGAGAAAGAGUCUUUUGUGGA